Messenger RNA from Drosophila miranda, 1272 nucleotides. RefSeq lists its product as uncharacterized. Lineage: Eukaryota; Metazoa; Arthropoda; Insecta; Diptera; Drosophilidae. Bases 48 to 1196 code for a protein of 382 amino acids. The record is from RefSeq and is a predicted model, not a curated record. The transcript is spliced from 2 exons.
GUUGGGCGGCAACACGUGCGCCUUUUGGUUAGUAAACAAAAUACAACAUGAGCUCAGGCAAAGAAUGCAUAGCCUGGCUGUCAGACGAGGCAACCUCGUUUGCGGAAUGUGUGGCAAUCUGUAGAUUAUACGUACUCCAACAAGUACGAAGUGUUCAUAGAAUGGCUGGCCACAUCCCUGCGCGGCAACGAGCUGCCGGUGGCACAACUGAUGCGACUGUUCCAGCUGCGUGCGCAGCCGGGCAUGGUCAGCCAGGAGUGCAAAGCCUCAUUGGUCCAGCUCUGUUGAACACCAUUGUUCCCGCGAAAUGUCAGGACAAUACAGCCCUCAAUCUGCUGCAAAGCAUGUUCAAUUUCGAUCUGCUCCAGGAUGUAUUGCGAGCCGACUACACACUCAUCUGCCGCUGCUAUGGCACACUCUUUGACUGCCAGCAAAGGUGCCUCAAGCUGAGAACUGAAGGACAGGCUGCGCAGGAGGAGCUGCAAACGGACGCAGAAAUCGUUGUAGCCAUGAUCAAGCAGCUGGCCGAGAUGGCCCGCCGUUCCCAAAAGGUACGCAAGCUCCGAGUCUGCUACGAUGAGCUGACAGUGCGUCCUUUGGUGGAGCUGAUGCUCAACCUGAAGUCGUCCUGCAUCGAGGAGGUGGCUGGCCUGGAGAAGCAGAUGCAGGGCCAGUUCAUCCUAUCGCUCAUCUCCAACCAGCCCCUGCACGUGGUGCUGCUGCUCCUCGAGUGCAGCGUCCUGAAUAGCCGCUACGAUACCGACUUUCUAUCCCAACUCCUUACAAUGGUACUCGAAGAGAGAGCUGUCGACGGGCCACAGCACAGCCUGACACUGGUUGCCUACAUGCUGGAGACACUGCGCAAAUACGACGUAUCCCUGCAAUUUCCCAUGGCCAAGGAACAGCCACAAGACACAAAUCCCAAUCCGGAGGCGUCCACCUCCGAUGGCGAGAAUGUUCCAACGGUUGUCUUAAAGACGAAGACAAAGGCGAAAGCGAAAGCGAAGAAAGAGUCGGAGAUGGAGACAGAGAAAAAUGGCAAACAAACUAGUGCCUUUGUGUAUGUAUCGGAGCAACUGCUGCAGCUGGUCAAGAAGCACAAACAGCAUCAUCUGCACUGCGGCACUGCGACUGAAUCCGCUGUUGCUGGAGUCCAGCAGCUAUCAGAUCACCAUCUGGAUGAUGACAGCCCCUAAGAGGAGCGCCGAGGAGGAGCAUUUGUAUUCCGCGUACCUUGUACUGUUGCUGGACAUGUUCCGGCGUCUGAGUCGG